AUGUGGCCCGGAUGUCGGCCGCUGAGGCCGUACCUUGCUUCCCUGCACGCUCAAAAGUUUACUCGAUCGAGGCUCCUCGGUGCUUUUGAUCAAACUCGACCGCUCUAUCAGACACGACGGAGACCACAAAACGCUGCCGCUGCUGCUGCGGUGCAGCCACAGUCAGCACCGCAUGAGCCAAUUGCUGCCAAGGAAGCCGAGCCAGUUCAUGCCAUCCCGUACAGCGAGCUCACGAUUGGAGUGCCUCUCGAAGUACGCACUGGAGAGAAGCGCGUGGCCAUUACGCCUCAAAAUGCUGCUCUUCUCCUGAAGAAAGGCUUCAAAGCAGUGUUGGUAGAGAAUGGCGCUGGGUUCGAGGCGCAGUUUCAACCUCACGACUACGAGGCUGCAGGUGCGACCCUCGUCAAUGCCAGUCGAGUUUGGUUCGAUUCGGACAUCGUGCUCAAGSUUCGACCGCCUCGUUUGAGGAGCACGACGCUUUCGCCCAACAACUUCGUUCAGGGCUUCAAGGAAGGUGGCGUGUUGAUUAGUAUCCUCCAGCCCAAUGUUGAGCGCAACAAGAAGAUCAUCGACGUUAUGGUCGAAAAGAAGGUCACAUCGUUCGCUCUGGACAUGAUUCCCCGCAUCACAAGAGCGCAGAGCUUCGAUGUCCUUUCUUCCAUGGCCAACAUCGCAGGCUACAAGGCAGUCUUGGAGGCCAGCAAUCACUUCGGUAGGUACUUGACCGGACAAACAACCGCAGCAGGCAAAGUUCCCCCGGCCAAAGUCCUGGUCAUCGGAGCUGGUGUUGCAGGCCUCAGCGCCAUCGUGACGGCUCGGCGGAUGGGUGCUAUCGUUCGAGGUUUCGACACUCGUUCUGCAGCACGGGAGCAAGUUCAAUCGCUGGGUGCUUCCUUCAUCGAAGUCGAUAUACAAGAAGAUGGAUCUGGAGGCGGAGGAUACGCAAAGACGAUGUCCAAGGAGUACCACGAGGCUCAGUUGAAAUUGUUCUUGGAACAGGCUAAGGAGGUGGACAUCAUCAUCACUACGGCGUUGAUUCCUGGCAAACCUGCGCCUAUCCUGAUAACGGAGGAAAUGGUCGCUGCCAUGAAGCCCGGAUCGGUCAUCGUUGAUCUGGCUGCUGAGGCUGGCGGGAACUGCGAAGCCACUGUACCGAAUCAAGCAGUUCAAGUCGGUGGCGUAACAAUCAUUGGUUAUACGGAUCUGCCAUCCAGACUCGCUACGCAGAGUUCGACCCUUUUCUCCAACAACAUCACCAAGUACUUGCUAUCGAUGUCGCCCAAGGAGGGUCACUUUGGUAUUGAUCUCAAGGAUGAGGUUGUGCGGAGAUCGAUCGUAACAUACGAUGGCAAACUCAUGCCACCACUUCCACCAAUCGCAGCUCCGCCUGCGGCUGCAAAGCCUGCUGAGAUUUUCAAAGAUGCUGAGGUCGUGGCUUUGACGCCAUGGCAGAAGGCUACUAGAGAAGGUAUGGGUACUGCCCUGGCUCUGGGCAAGCUGACUGGACCACUUUUCAUGGGCAACUUGUUCACGUUUUCGCUGGCUGGUCUCAUUGGUUACCGGGUCGUCUGGGGCGUUGCGCCGGCUCUUCACAGUCCUCUAAUGUCUGUGACCAAUGCCAUCAGUGGUAUGGUCGGUAUUGGAGGUUUCUUCAUCAUGGGAGGUGGGUACCUGCCUCAAACCAUCCCACAAGCUUUGGGAGCCGCUUCAGUCCUGCUCGCUUUCGUCAACGUCUCCGGUGGUUUCGUCAUUACCAAGCGAAUGCUGGACAUGUUCCGUCGGCCAUCAGACCCGCCUGAGUAUGGUUUCUUAUAUGCUAUUCCCGGCGUCCUAUUUGGUGGUGGCUUCCUCGCCGCUAGCGCGACUGGAAUGGCGGGCCUGGUCCAAGCCGGAUAUCUUGCCAGCAGUUUGCUCUGUAUCGRCAGCCUUUCUGGCUUAGCCAGUCAAGCAACUGCUCGUACAGGAAAUAUGCUCGGAAUGCUCGGUGUUAGCACUGGCGUCCUCGYAUCGCUUGCUGCUGUCGGAUUCUCCCCAGAGACGCUUGUGCAGUGUCUCGCCGUUGCAUCAACUGGAGCAGCCAUUGGAGGUCUUCUCGGACGCAAAAUCACACCGACCGAGCUUCCACAGAUGGUUGCUGCGCUCCACUCAGUCGUCGGUCUGGCAGCGGUACUCACAAGUAUCGGCUCCGUAAUGGCAGCGCUCUCCCAUGCAGACAUGCUGCAUCUUGUUGCAGGCUACUUCGGUGUGCUAAUCGGAGGCGUCACCUUCACGGGAUCAAUCGUGGCUUUCAUGAAGCUCGCCGGAAAGAUGUCCAGUCGUCCUACUGUCWUGCCAGGAGGCUCUCCGCUGGUCAACUCAACUCUUUUGGGCGCGAACAUGGCAACCUUUGGCGCUUUCCUUGCCUUUGCUCCUGGAGCACCUGCGAUUGCAGCGACAUGUUUGGGCGUAAACACCGCCCUUGCGUUUGCAAAGGGCUACACUACGACUGCUGCGAUUGGAGGAGCCGAUAUGCCGGUCGUCAUCACCGUGUUGAACGCUUAUUCUGGCUUUGCCCUGGUAGCCGAAGGAUUUAUGCUCAAUUCCCCCAUAUUGACCACGGUAGGAUCACUGAUUGGCGUGAGUGGAAGCAUUCUGUCAUAUGUAAUGUGCAAGGCCAUGAACCGCUCUCUCGUCAACGUCCUUUUUGGCGGUAUAGCUGCCCCCGCGAAGACAGACCAGAAGAUCGAAGGAGAGAUCACCAAGACCACGAUCGAGGAGACAGUCGAAACCCUCAAAUCCGCACAGAAAGUGGUCAUCGUCGUAGGCUACGGAAUGGCUGUUGCGAAAGCGCAAUACCCCAUUGCCGAGAUCGUCAACAUGCUCAAGGGAAUGGGAUGUGAAGUCAAAUUCGCCAUCCACCCGGUAGCUGGACGUAUGCCAGGUCAAUGCAAUGUCCUCCUCGCGGAGGCUUCUGUGGACUACGACAUUGUGCUUGAGAUGGACGAGAUCAACGAAGAGGGCUUCGAUGAUGUGGACCUCACUCUUGUGAUUGGCGCCAACGAUACGGUCAACCCGAUUGCCCUGCAGCCGGAUAGCCCAAUCGCUGGUAUGCCAAUCAUUGACGCAUACAAGAGCAAGCAGGUCAUCGUCAUGAAGCGUGGUAUGGGGAGUGGGUAUGCUGAUCUGCCGAACCCCAUGUUCUUCGCCGAGAAUACCAAGAUGCUGUUUGGUGACGCAAAGACAAGCUGCGAUGCGAUCAAGGCUGCUUUGGACGCAAGCAAAUAG
Ramularia collo-cygni is the source of this 3264-nucleotide messenger RNA. Its product is annotated as related to mitochondrial nicotinamide nucleotide transhydrogenase. Gene Ontology annotation, molecular function: NAD binding; NADP binding. The record is from RefSeq and is a predicted model, not a curated record. Gene Ontology annotation, biological process: proton transmembrane transport; NADPH regeneration. Bases 1 to 3264 code for a protein of 1087 amino acids. Lineage: Eukaryota; Fungi; Ascomycota; Dothideomycetes; Mycosphaerellales; Mycosphaerellaceae. Gene Ontology annotation, cellular component: mitochondrial inner membrane. The transcript has 7 exons.